Messenger RNA from Gilbertella persicaria, 874 nucleotides. Its product is annotated as 60S ribosomal protein L23. The record is from RefSeq and is a predicted model, not a curated record. NCBI's taxonomy places the organism in Eukaryota, Fungi, Mucoromycota, Mucoromycetes, Mucorales, Choanephoraceae. Gene Ontology annotation, cellular component: cytosolic large ribosomal subunit; ribosome. Bases 409 to 822 code for a protein of 137 amino acids. The transcript is spliced from 3 exons. Gene Ontology annotation, molecular function: structural constituent of ribosome; large ribosomal subunit rRNA binding. Gene Ontology annotation, biological process: translation.
UAUGGACUCUAGCUAUUCAGACAUUCAGUUGGUAAAAUGUCUAAUGAAUAUGGAGAAGUCACAAAAGUAUUUGCUUUUCGACUGAAUCGACAUGGUCUUUAAGGGCAAGAGCGGACCAUUAGCAGGCAGGUGUAGUAGAAGGAGGGAGCAACCUUUGACUCUUAUAACCUAUUUAUGCAUGACGGCUAAAACUAAAAAAGGUGUAUUCGGUCCGACGAUAAUUUCAAAUGUCCGAUAGUUCCGGUCAAUUUCGUGUGUGCGUGUAUGUGUAUAUAUAUGUGUGUGUGUGAGUGUGUGUGAGAGUGUGUGUGCGUUAAUGUGUGUGUGUGUGUGUGUGCAUCUUGAAUCAAAAGAAAAGAGCAACUCGAUUCAAUAUUAGAUCUUCCUCUCUCUCUAUAUUUCUGUAUAAUGCCUAAGGUUAGCGUUUCCGGAACCAAGUACCGUAUGACUCUCGGUUUGCCUGUUGGUGCCGUCAUGAACUGUGCCGAUAACUCUGGUGCCAAGAACUUGUACGUCAUUGCUGUCCGUAACAUCAAGGGUCGCUUGAACAGACUUCCUGCUGCUGGUUGUGGUGACAUGAUUGUCGCUACUGUCAAGAAGGGUAAGCCUGAAUUGAGAAAGAAGGUUUUGGCUGCUGUUGUCGUUCGUCAACGUAAGGCCUGGCGCCGUAGAGACGGUGUUUUCCUCUACUUUGAAGAUAACGCCGGUGUCAUUGUUAACCCCAAGGGUGAAAUGAAGGGCAGUGCUAUCACUGGUCCUGUUGCCAAGGAAUGUGCUGAUUUGUGGCCUCGUAUUGCCUCUGCUUCUGGUACUGUUGUCUAAGCAGCUUUAUCCUAAUAACAACAAUAAAAAAAACACGUCUUUUUUUUUUCUA